AUGGUUUCAUCAAUUGAAAAUACUACUGAAUCUGUCGUAUCACUUCCAGACAAUGCUGCAGUUGAAAACCUAUCCAACUCAACUCCAGUGAAUGCUGCUUCGUCGUCGUCGUCGUCGUCAUCGUCGCCCACCACCACCUCCUCCUCUGCCUCGUCUACGAACCAUGGUGGUCAUCAUCACCACCAUCACAACAACUCGAAUGGCACUGCUACCAACACCAACACCAACGGUCACAACCACAACAACCAUCAUCACAACAAUGGACAUUACGCCCCACACCCACACAUGAUCAUGCAUCAUCCAAUGAUGAUGCAACCAUACCACGGUCCAAUGCAUCCAGCAGUUGGUCACUACCAAUCGCCACCACCUCCACCCCCACUCCAAUUCACUUCACUCUACGUUGGUGAUCUAUCACAAGAGGUCAAUGAACUCAUUUUGGCCGAACUCUUUUCAAAGGUUGGACGCACAGCCGUUGCCUCUAUUCAUGUCUGUCGUGAUUCUGCAACCCUCCGUUCACUUGGAUACGCCUAUGUCAAUUUCUACAACUCUGUGGAUGCCGAGCGUGCACUCGACACCCUCAACUACUCUCUUAUUCUCGGUCGUCCAUGCCGUAUCAUGUGGUCACACCGUGACCCAACCAAGCGUAAAUCCAAUGUUGGAAACAUCUUUGUCAAGAAUCUCGAAAAGAACGUUGACAAUGCUCUCCUCUUUGACACUUUUAGCACCUAUGGCAACAUCCUUUCAUGCAAAAUCGAAUAUGAAAAGGGUAUCUCAAAGGGCUAUGGUUAUGUUCAUUUUGAAAAUCAAGAAUCUUCUGAACAAGCUAUCCUUAAAGUUAAUGGUACCAUUCUUUUAGGUAAACCAAUUAUUGUUGAACCAUUUGUAUCAAAGGUUGAAAGAUUCAAGGAAAAAAAGAAUGAAAACAAAUUAUUCAUUAAAAAUAUUGAUGAAAAUGUAACCUCUGAAAUGUUGCAACAGGAAUUGUCUAGAUUUGGUGAGAUAGAGUCAUGUAAUAUUAGAACCGAUCCAACCGGAAAGCCAAAGGGAUUGGCAUUUGUCGAAUUCAAAACAUCAGAAGAUGCCCAAGCACUUUUAGAAAGUACCGAGGCCAUCACCAUCCUUUCAAAGCAAAUCACCUUUGAUCGUAUCAAAAACAAGGUCGAAAGAUCAAUCGAAAAGAAUCAAAAAUUAAUUAACGAAUUAAAUAACAAUAAUAACAAUCAUAACAAUAAUAACAUCAAUCAUCAUAUCAACUCUUCUUCUUUACAACAAAACGGAUCAACUUCACAACAACAACAACAAAACCUAACCUUGUUUAUUAAUAAUAUUGACAUGGAAGUUGAUAAAGAGAUUAUUCGUGAAGAAUUUGCCAAACACGGAAACAUUUUGGGCAUCAAGAUCAAGUCUCGUGGCUUUGCCUUCCUCACCUACUCGACUCAAGAGGAAGCUGCUGUUGCCAUUGAAAAGAUGAAUGGUUAUGUCUUUGGCACAAAGGCAUUGGUUGUAUCCUUGUCCAACAGUCGUAAAGAGAAACGUAUUCCAUCUGACUCCCUUCAAGGACCAAAUCCCUACAUGUAUAUGCCAUAUGUUCGUGGUCCAUAUCAAUACCAACAAGCUCACUAUUAUCCAGCUGCUGCUGCCCAACAACAACAACAACAACAACAACAAUUAUCACCAUCUCAACAACAACAAAACUCACAACAACCACGUGGAAAAGUUCCAUUCAAAUCAAAUCGUCCAAUUAGUUUAAAUCCAAACAACCAACAACAACCAAAUAGCAAUAUGAUCAAACCAUCAACCAAUGGAUAUAGUCAUCACCAACAACAACCAAGAAAACCACGUAGCCCAACCAAUACCCCAUACAACAACACCACCACCGCCUCCUCACCAGCCACCAAGAGAGAUGAACAACCAUCCCGUUCCCCAUCACAAGAAGAAUCUUCACCAUCACUCAAUGUUGAAGAAUUAAAGAAAAUGACACUCGAAGAUGUUAGAGAUGCCGUUGGAUCAUUUAUUUACAAUAUCGUUUCGGAAAAGGAGUCUGACAAGGCACCCAAAAUCACCGGAAUGAUCUUGUCCCAAGCCAUCCAACAAGGUUUUGAUUCUUUGAUAGACCUUUUGGAUCAAACCAAGCUUUCUGAAAAGAUACAGGAAGCUAUUGUCGUCUUGAACUCACAAGACAUCCCAUCCAGCAACAACGACCAAACAACCACUGCUGCCGCUGCUGUCGAAGUUGCUGCCAAUUAA
Messenger RNA from Cavenderia fasciculata, 2247 nucleotides. It is a transcript of the gene pabpc1B, whose product is annotated as RNA-binding region RNP-1 domain-containing protein. Gene Ontology annotation, molecular function: mRNA binding. The transcript is spliced from 2 exons. The coding region runs from base 1 to 2247 and encodes 748 amino acids. Gene Ontology annotation, cellular component: cytosol. Lineage: Eukaryota; Evosea; Eumycetozoa; Acytosteliales; Cavenderiaceae. The record is from RefSeq and is a predicted model, not a curated record.